AUGACGGAGAAGGAUGUUACCAAGCCCGACCCUGAGGCGCCGGCGGCACCCGGCGGCACGCCGCCUACUAGUGACGAUGAAUGGGAGCGCCAGAAGCUGGCGGAUGCCGAGACCAUGAGAAAGCUACUCGAUCAGGACUCCAACGGACAGGUCAACAUUCUUCCCGAGGAGUACAUGAAUGCGGAUUACAGGUUCGACCAGAGCGGAAAGGCCGACGACGCCGAAGACUUUGAGGAUAUCAGCGAUGACGACCUGCCCGAGGAGGAGGAAACUGCGGCCACUCAGACCGCAUCGGCUGAGCUGCCUGGCUUGACGGACGAUGGCGGCACGAGCAACGACAAUGACGAUCUCUGGGGCGAGGGCGACGGCGAGGGCGAGGGCGAUGCUGAUCUUGGACCGUCGUCGCCAUUAAUAGGCGCGCCAUCAUCGCCUCCACCAGAAGCGACUGACGAUGCCGACGCUGAUACUAUGGACACAAGCCCCAACGCGAACGAUAGGGAAGAUUCGGCGCCAUACAAACCCAGUGACUUUGACAUCAACUUCCCCGCCGCAGACUACUCGCUCAACCAGGAUCCAAGCAUCCCUGCGGUUGCGCAGACCGAACUGGAGCUUGUCAAGUCUGUGUGGCCUACGUUUGAUACUGGCACACAGUUUGACUGGAACCGGCUCCUUCCACCAAAGAAGGCGACUUGGGUGGGCAAAAAGCCGACGCGCGCUCCAAAACCACUGGCCCCUACCAAGCUCAGCUUGGAUCUUGACGUGGACCAGGAGAAAACCUUUCGUGUGCCAGGUCCAGCUGCGGGGACAACCCGGCAGAAGAUCCGCGAUGCCGAAUCUAAGGGCCUCGUCUCGUGCCUUGUUCCGGAGCCUAUUGAGGAGGCCGACAUCACCAUCUUUAGUAGAGAGCUGGAUGACGACAACGAAACGGUUGGAGGUUUUACACUGGCCGAUAUCGAAACGAUCUGCUUUGAUUUCGAGUCCAUGAUUGAUGCCGGGCAGCCGAUCUCGCCGCCGCUUACGCCUACCCUGAAUGCUCACGGCGAUGAUGAGGACGACUGGGACAAGAUGUUCCUGGAUUCGCAGCCGGCAGCCAAGCGCCGUAAGAUCGAGGUUGAAAGGGGGCUGCCCAGAAUACCACGGUUUGUGGCACCCAGCUUCGACCAGUUCGAGGAGGCCACGGCCAGGGCAGCCAAGCGCGUGCAUCUGGACUUUGCAGACCCGCACCUACUCAUCGAAGAGCAGACUGCCAAGCAUCGCAAGCUGAACAACACCAAGGCCGCUAAUGGCCGCCUCGGCCGUAACGCUCUGUCGCGCUUCAACUUUGCCAACGAUGAACAGUACGAGAACCUCAAGCUCAACCACAAGCACAAGGUCCGCGCCACCAUUGGAAACAUGGCAGUCGAGCACAGUAUCCCCGCCAUCAAGCUCCUGUGGCCGUACUACUCGGUCAAGCCGGAAGCCAUCCAGCCGUACGACUACCACAGGCCACUGUUGCAGACCAACAAGGGCGCUGGUGACUGGGUCAGGUUUGCGCAGCCGACCAAGCGGAAACGCAAGAUUGAGAAGAACCGCAAGGUUCAAGAGACAUUUGCUUCUUCCAAGGACCUGACGCUCAAUGACAACUCCUACGUGGUGCUUUUUGAGUAUUCUGAGCAGAUCCCCACAGUACUCUCCAAGUUUGGCAUGGGUAACAAGAUUGUCAAUCACGCGCGGAAAAGAACAAAUACCGAGGACGAGUCAUCUGUGGUCGACAAGAAGAUCUAUGAGCUUGGUGAGGAGAACAUCCUCACCACCGAGGACAAGUCUCCAUUUUCAACCUUUGGACGCGUUGAGCAGGGCGAGGUGGUGCCAACCCUUACGAAUGCGAUGUAUCACGCUCCCAUAUUCAAGCACCAACCAAGAAAAACCGACUUCAUCCUUGGGCGCAGCACCACUGGUAGAGAAGGACCUUUCUACUACCUCCGCAAGAUUGACCACCUCUACGUCGUUGGCCAGAACUUCCCUUCGAUGGAGGUUCCUGGUCCCCACUCGCGAAAGGUGACGACUCUCAGCAAGAACCGUAUGAAGAUGAUUGCAUAUCGGUUGAUUCAUGCCAAGGGCGCAGUUGAGCUGCCCGAGAUGACGAAACACGUCAAGGGAUCCACGGAUCCUCAAAACCGGCAAAAGCUAAAGGAAUUUUUAUCAUACGACAAGAAUAUCAAGGCCUGGAAGAUAAAGGAGUCCGAUACCCUCCUGGACAAGGACUCGAUCGACAAGAUGAUCAAGCCCGAGGAUGUUUGUCUCAACGACGCGCAUCAGGUUGGCGCAGGCGAACUCCUUAUCAACGGGUACACUGUGUCCAAGGUUGAGGAAAACGACCACGACCUCGAUGACGGGAACGAGCAGUCGUUCGCCAAGUCAAUGUCGCCCUGGAACACAACCAAGGCCUUCAUCGAUGCAUGCGCAGGCAAGGCAAUGGUGCGCCUGCGUGGCCCCGGCGACCCGACGGGGCAUGGUCUUGGAUUCAGCUUCAUAAAGACCUCUAUGAAGGGUGGUUAUAUGGAGGCGCUGCAAAAGGACCGCGGCCCGGGCAACACGGCCAACGACGCCAUGACGAUAGAGGCGCAGCGCAAAGACGCCAACGGGCACUCGUACAACGUCAAGCAACAGGAGGAACUGUACAACAAGGAGAUCGGCGAGAUCUGGACCAAGCAGAAAAUGACACUCUCCGACCCUAUGGAGCAUGACGACGAGGACAUGCAGAAGAUGGAUGACGAAGACGACAGGUUCUAUGGGAACGGGAGCGUCAGCGCCAACGCCUCUUUUGCACAGAGCGGCAACUUUGGCGGCUCACAGGCACCAGCCUCAAGCGUUAUCCCACCAACGCCCGGCGGCAUCGGUGGCAGCACCGUAAUAGAUGACAAGACGAGCGUGUUUAGUCGACGCAGCGCAACUGAAAUCGGCGGUGCUAGCGGCGUUGGCGGUGGCAGGAAGAAGAUGCUCAAGAUUUACAGGAAGAUGGCUGACGGCGGCGAAGAGACGGUGGAGAUGGUGUUUGAUGAGAAGGUCAUGAAGCGAUACAUUGACCAGAGGAGAGAGGCUAGGUCGAAUGAGAUUGAUGUCUUCAGCGAGAACAUCGGGUUCACCAACGACGAAGAGUACAAUGCGGCCAUGAUACAGCGCAUCAACCAAGAGCAAGCACGCCUCAUCCGCAACAAAGAGCGACGCCUCCAGCGGGAGAAGAGCAAGAGCAAGCUCGGCCCCUCUGUUGCUGCGGCACGAGCCAGUACUCCCAGCGGUGGGCCCAACGACCCGGACUCGCCAGCUCCGAGCAUCGAGAAGGGUGCCGGUGCACCUGCUGGAGGCACGUCUAGGAAGUGCGCCAACUGUGGGCAGGUGGGACAUAUCAAGACCAACAAAAAGUACAGGCGCCCCUUUCAUGACGAUUCUGACGUUUUCCCAACUUUUAUCUACUACACUUGUCGACGUUGCGUCCACAAGCUGCUGCGGCCUAGAAAGGGAAACAAGGUUUCUGCUUCUGCCGUUGCUUGGGCUCACUAG
Messenger RNA from Pyricularia pennisetigena, 3540 nucleotides. RefSeq lists its product as uncharacterized. Lineage: Eukaryota; Fungi; Ascomycota; Sordariomycetes; Magnaporthales; Pyriculariaceae. The record is from RefSeq and is a predicted model, not a curated record. Gene Ontology annotation, molecular function: TBP-class protein binding; RNA polymerase II general transcription initiation factor binding; histone acetyltransferase activity. The coding region runs from base 1 to 3540 and encodes 1179 amino acids. Gene Ontology annotation, cellular component: transcription factor TFIID complex. The transcript has 3 exons. Gene Ontology annotation, biological process: transcription by RNA polymerase II; RNA polymerase II preinitiation complex assembly.